AUGAUGAAGCACUCUCACGAAGAAUUGUCUGACAGCACAGACGUAGAAACCCUCCCAGAAAAGAAAUAACUUAAGAUAGGUUAUAUGGUCAACCCAGAUCCUGUCUUUUUCAACGAAUUAGAUUAUAAGCUUAUCGAUGAAUUGAAAGAACUAGGUGCAGACAUUGUUAUGAUAAAUUUUGAAGAUAUUUACUUUAAAUUUACAAGCGAAAAGAUAGAGCUCUACUUCAAGAGCUAACCUCUCCAAUUAGAUGGUUUUAUGAGCUAUGGCUACAUGAGCCCUGAGCAUAUGACCGACUAUAUCGAAAUGGUCAAGAUAUUUGAAUAGAUGGGAAUUACAUGUCUUUAUAAUCAUAAGGAAAUCGAAGUAUUUUCCAACAAACUCUAGCAAGCCGUACAUUUCGCAAAAGCUAAAGUGCCCAUUCCAAAUACCUUUAAUGCAUAUUCAGUUAAGUCUACCAAGGACUAUUAUUAUACUUAACUAGGUUAAAAGGCUGUCAUUAAAUAAUAGACUGAUUAUGGUGGUGAUGGUAUUAAAUUAAGCAAGCAUCCUGAUGAAGGUAUUACAUAAUUUUCCAAACUUAAAUGGAUCAAUUAGAAGUCUAUUUCUCAAGAGCUAGUUCCCGAUGUCUGGGGUUAAUCAGUUAGAGUCCUAUUUAUACAAGGAAAGCCAUUUGCAUGCGCUUAAUAUAACGAUAAAUCAGGCGAUUUUAGAUCAAAUGUUUCCUAUCAUGAAAACUUCUCCUUGCCUUCUUUCAUGGAUAACCCAAAAUUAAACUAAUACUAUGAAGUCGCUCAAAAAGCUGUGCACAGUGUCUCCUCAGAUAUUAUGAUCGCUGGUGUCGAUUUAGUUGAUUCUCCUACCAAAGGCGUAAUUGUCCUUGAAGUCAACAUCUGGCCUGACAUGUACGACAUCUAAGAGUCUACCAAAAAACCAGUAUUUAAGAGCUUAGUAAGCUCUUUUUACGAAAGAGUUCAAAACAAAGUGAAUCAUGCAAAUUUAUUAUCUCCCAAUAUCUUACCUAAAUGGAUAGGAGGCAAUAUACAAAAUGAAAUACCUCUACUAAACCAAAAAUAAUAACAAAUAGUUGAAUAAAAGAUCUGA
This is a messenger RNA of Tetrahymena thermophila SB210, 1104 nucleotides long. Its product is annotated as ribosomal protein S6 modification protein RimK, putative. Gene Ontology annotation, cellular component: cytoplasm. The record is from RefSeq and is a predicted model, not a curated record. Gene Ontology annotation, molecular function: metal ion binding; ATP binding; ligase activity, forming carbon-nitrogen bonds. Lineage: Eukaryota; Ciliophora; Oligohymenophorea; Hymenostomatida; Tetrahymenidae. The transcript has a single exon.